Molecule: messenger RNA, 726 nt
Organism: Sphaerulina musiva SO2202
Lineage: Eukaryota; Fungi; Ascomycota; Dothideomycetes; Mycosphaerellales; Mycosphaerellaceae
Product: glycosyltransferase family 34 protein
Exons: 1
Biological process (GO): protein N-linked glycosylation
Cellular component (GO): Golgi membrane
Molecular function (GO): glycosyltransferase activity
Source: RefSeq, a predicted model, not a curated record
AAGCCACGAAUAGCAACUUGCACUGUUGCUCACGGGGAGCACAAGGAAGGGUAUCAACGUGCUUUGAGCACACACAUCAGCCAUGGCGACUACCACAAGUACCCAACAUAUCUACUGGAUCAUCCUAUUCUCGAUGGCCUUUGGUCGAAGGAGUCUUUACUCUUGGAACUCCUCCUCCAAGAACUUUCCAAGCCAAAGCCAGAGCAACUCGAAUGGCUCGUCUGGUUCGAUGCCGACACAGUCAUCAUGAACAAGCUCAUCCCACUCGAAACAUUCCUGCCGCCUGAAGAACGCAGCGACGUCCACCUCCUCUACACGAAAGAUUGGAAUGGUCUGAACAACGGCGUGUUCAUGCUCCGAGUGUCCACAUGGAGUCUCGAAUUGUUGUCUUCGGUGUUAGCAUACCGCACAUUCCGACCCGAAGACGAUCUACCGUUUACAGAACAAUCCGCCAUGGAAAACGUCAUGCAAAUGGAUAAAUACAAAGCAGGGGCUGUACAAUGCCCCCCUCAGUGGUUCAACUCGUAUCCCGGUGAUGGUGAUGAAGGCGAUGUGCACUUUGAUCAUCGACCGGGACAGUUGCUUGUACAUUUCGCUGGGGUUGGGGAUAAGAGUAAAGCUAUUAGUGAUUGGAUUGACAAGCUCGAGGCGAAUCGCACGAGAUGGGAAAUGCCCCUUUCGGAGACGAAUUAUGAGAGGCAGAUUGAGGAGUUUUGGAGGGGAUUG